AGUUAGUCAAAUAUACGUUGUACCUAUAUCAUUAUAAUACCCGCAUGGGUUAGUUACAAAAUAUAAUGCAUCGUUGUCGAAGGACCAUAACAUUUUCACUCUCGUUCGUCGCUUGUUCUAUUGUAAAUUGUCCGUAAAACCAUAAUAAACUUCAAGGUCGUGGUUCAGUAGUGGGGGUACAGCUGAUGCAUUUUGCACCUUCAGUUGUCAACAUUUGAAGACACGAUUGAGUUCUCUUUACUGGAAACAAAAUGUGGUAAUUGAAAUUGAUAGUUUAAAAAAUGAAACUACGCCUUGUUGGAAUGUCUUGUACGGAAUGAUGUGUGUUUGUUCAGUUGUAAUGUGACAAUACCACAAAACGCAUUUAGUUCAGUUACCGUGUUAUGGUUCGAUUUUAAAGGACGCGCGGCUGUACCCAUGGAAUCCUUGAUUUUAGUGUUUUUAAAUAAAAACCAUAUUAAAUUCUAUUUCUAUAAUAAUUCUUGCUGUGUAAUAUAAAUGUCAUUUGUUGAUGAAAUAUUAGUUUCACUGUGUUAUUUGUUUUCUUUAUGUGUUUGAAACGAUUAUAAUAUGAAGAGUUUUUGUGCAAUUUUGACGAUCUUAUAUACACUUGGAUUGAUACAAAGUAGCAGCUCACAAUGCACGAACGGCCAGAAGUUAUCGUUCAUCCGCUGGUCUGGAGUGACCCCGGAGCGGACUGCGCCUGUCUUUAUGUACUCAGCAAGCGGCGAGGAGCAGUCAUUGGUCGGGGUCUGUCUGUCUCGAUGUAAAGAGUUGGAUGACUGCGCUGCGGUUGUGGUAGAGUAUGGAAAGGGCAGCUGCCAAGGCAUGAAUACUGCCACAGGAAAACUACACUUCGAUAAUGAUGUCGCCUACUUCAGCAAGAUAUGUUUGAAAUUGCCAAUGGAAUGCGAGCAUCGAUGGUGGGCGCUAGAAAGCACGCCUAGUUAUUAUCUGCAGUCCACUACCGCUGGGGAGACCAGGCUGAAUGUCACAGAGCAGCAGUGCUACGAAGCUUUACUUGCAGCAGACAAUAAUACAUACCGAUCAGCGCAAUGGAUUGUACCCGAAAGAAACUUUAUUAUGUUCGAAACAAUGACGAGCAACUUGGGCAACUGUAUUCUGAUCGUCGAGAACAAAUUCACUGAACCAGAGUCGUAUCGGGUCACCAAUUCUUACACAUAUUAUAUAGAAAAUCAAUGUGGACAUGACUAUCCACAAAGAAUAGACCGAUGUUCUUAUGAGGAAUAUUACAAUCAGACACUGAAGCAUAUUGAUUUUACGACAAACAAUGUCACCAAAGAUGAGUGUAAAACUGCAUGUGAAUUGGAGGAGCGCUUCGUUUGUCGUGGCUUCACAUGGGGCAUGCGGGGCGUGCGGGGAUUGCGGGAUGUGCGAGGUUCGCGGGACGGCCGCGGCCUCUGCGACUUGCACAGCGAGGACCUGGUGACGUCGGGUUCUUGGCUGCUGCGCCGCAACACUGAUGCUACGUACUACCGACGCGUCAUUUGCCUCAAUAUAAGCGUGGAGUGUCAAGACAGCAGUAUGCUGGUAACGUACAGGCCGCGCGGUGUGUUCCGCGGCCGCUUGUAUGUGCCCGGGCGCGGAGAGGCGUGCGGCGUGCGAGGGGAGGGCGCCGCGCCCGUGCGCCUCACCUUGCCUCUGAGCGGAGACUGCGAUGUCAACUACGCGUAUGCCAUCUCCAAUGGACCCGGAGGAGUCGUCAAUCGAACAAUGGCAUACGUGAUGGUGAUGAUCCAGAACAAUCCGAUCAUCCAAACGGCGGGUGACCGCUGGGUGCGUGUCGGUUGCUCGCCGGGCGGCGCACGCGCAUACACUAACGUCGACGCCACCGUCGCUGUUAAAGAUACGGGGAAGCCAUCACAAGCGAGUGAGUCGGGUGCAAGCGCGGUGUAUGCGAGUACAGCGCCUCUCAGUAUGUACGUGGUGCGUGCGCAAGACACGGCUCCCGCUCCCGCCGUCGCCCUCGGGGAAUUGUUGGAGCUGCGCAUUGAAACGACUGCGGAGACGGAGAUCGAAGCAUACCACCUGGUGGCAUCGUCCCGCCUGGGCGACAGCUCUGUGCUGUUGCUGGAUAGUAGGGGCUGCCCAACCGGACAGGUGGACUUCCCAGCGUUCAGUCGCACGUGGCACGGCGGUACGCAGCGGCUGACUGCGAACUUCAAGGCAUUCCGCUUCCCAAACUCACACGUCGUGCGAUUCGCGCUCAUGGUGCGCUUCUGUCAGCGCAAAUGUAAACCGGUAAUAUGCGGCUCGCAACAAAUCAGAACAUCGCGGCAAACGGAUCUAUCGAAGAACUGGAGCAAUAACACGGGAAUGCCGGCGGCGGUGCAAGAGGCCGUGUGGUGGGAGGCGCCGCGGGCAGGCGUGGUGGCGCAGGGCGGAGCACCCGCCUGCGUGGGCGCAGCACCCGGCAGAGUCCCACUUGAGUUGGAAAUGGUGGUGGGCUCGAGGGAUAUAAUAUCCGCUGAUACGCUGGUUAGAGCUGAUCAUCAGUCUGCACAGUCUGAGAAUGAGAGCGAGAAGUCGCUAGUAUGCGUCCAUGAGUUGCUGCUGGUGUCACUCGCGCUGACCUGGCUAGCCGUGCAGAUUCUCCUCCUCCUCGGCUGCUGCGUGCUCGUUAAGAGAUACCGCAACCUAGCAGAGAUGAGCAUGCAGAAAGACUACCACUCGUUCGACAACCUCGGCUUCGAGUCGAGCAGCACUCCGCGCCGCGUGCACUGGCCCGACCAGACCAUAGACAUACUGCACACCACUUAAGCUCUAUCUCCCAUAGACUACACAUUUUUUUUAAAAAACAACUGUGUAACUUAUAAUGCAGUAUAACAAUGAGCUGAACAAAAUUACUUUUUCCUCAAACCUAUCCAAUGA
This is a messenger RNA of Papilio machaon (common yellow swallowtail), 2892 nucleotides long. RefSeq lists its product as uncharacterized. NCBI's taxonomy places the organism in Eukaryota, Metazoa, Arthropoda, Insecta, Lepidoptera, Papilionidae. The coding region runs from base 571 to 2781 and encodes 736 amino acids. The transcript has 14 exons. The record is from RefSeq and is a predicted model, not a curated record.